This is a messenger RNA of Miscanthus lutarioriparius, 2208 nucleotides long. The record is from the annotation of a GenBank genome assembly. Lineage: Eukaryota; Viridiplantae; Streptophyta; Magnoliopsida; Poales; Poaceae.
AUGGUAAGGGAGCGGCCCCGUCCCGUGGGGGGUUUUCGGGUGUUCUUAGCUGGGGUGCUGCUUGAUAUCGUCUUCAGGCGAAUUCCUAGGGUUCUGGGCGGGCGAUUCCGUUUUUCGGCGCAAUGCGAUGUCCUUGAUCAUGAAACGGUGGCAGCUUGGCCUGGGGUUGGGUUUUCGUGGGGGAUGCGGCCCUGGCUCGGCGUGCCUAGUUGCGUGUAUAGUGUACGGAUCGUCGAUGAGACCCUUGAUCGAAUCCGCAUGUUGCCUGGAUCUGUCUGUGAGAUGAGCAGAAUUGCUGGACACUCUGGCCCAUCUUGCAGUGCACCUGCGUAUCAGUUGUUUCGCCCUGUUACUCGUUCUAUGACCCUUGGGUCUGAUCCUAUCGUGGCUUCACCUGGUUUCAAGGCAGGGGGAUCUGCUAGCACAAGCACAAGAAGAAGUACUUCAGAUGCUUCUUUUAGCACUCAGUUAGCUGCUUCACGACCAACUGCCACUCAUGCCCGGACCCCUCUAAAAGUGACUUCAUCUGGUUGGAAGCCUCUUACUCAACCUGUUGCUCUGAAUGAAGAGAGGAAAUGUGCAAGCCUUACAAUCAACCCUACUGCUAAGCGUUCCAGAGUUGCUUCUUCCCGAGCUGUCAAAGAUUCAAUCAACCAUUCAGCUUCAAAAGCUAACUCAAACGUUGCCAGUGGCAAGAAGUACAGAGAUGAAGAAAUUGUGAGCCUGGGCGAUCAGUCAGAUGGAGCUGUCAUGCCAUCUCCCACAAAGAAGCUACAGAUAUGCAAAGGCCUUUCAGAUGCACCUUCAAUAAGGAAAUCAACUAUCAGAAUCCUGGGUGUUAAGGGAGCUGCUCUACCACCCACAGGGAAAUCUCAAAUUGAAACUGGGAAAAGCUUUGCUAAUGCUCCAGCAGAAGUGAUUUCUGCUAGUACAAAUGAGAUCAGUCAGUCAGAAAAUGCAGCUGUCCCAUCGCUUGCACAGCAAUUGCAACCUGACACUGCAAAGAACUCCAGUGUCACCAUGCAUAUCCAUGAAACAAGUAAAGUCAAUCAGUUGGCUGCUACAGUUGCUACAUUACCAAGGUCGAUCCUUCAAAAUGAUUACAAUAAGAAGCCUUCCAAUGUACCAAUAAUGGCUAACCAGGCCAGUGGGUUGGCUGGUGCGACUGCUCCCUUGAUUACACCAAAGUUAGAAAUCGGAAACAUGAAGGACAGUUACAAUCCUCUCUCAAAUCCUGCUUACACAAGGGCGCUUUUAAUCAAGCAGCAAGAGCAGCUGCUUCAGCAAUUUAAAUUGGGUAGUUCACAGCAGCAGCGGCAGGAACAGCAGCUCUACAUAAAAGGGCCAGCUCUGUUUGAGAAUGAUGACCCGCCACCGGUUGAGCCGCUGGGAACAAGGUGCCAGCUCUGCAAGCUUGAUAUUGCUUUCCGACCACAAGGGGAUGCUGGCCGUGAUGCCAAUGCUCCUCCAGUCGUUGCGGUUCUGGCAUGCCACCAUGUGUUCCACAGCAGGGAGCGAGGGAGCAGCCAGGCAUGGAGGAGCCCGUUCCGGCUGAUCCCCCCAGGAUUUUCUGGAAGUCAAGGAGAUCAGGUGCCUGCUGUCUCAAUUCCUGUUCCUGCAUACAAAAUCUUGCUGAUUUCAACCAAUGGCCGGAGCUUGCAACAAGAACCUGACAAAGAUGCUACCGAAGAAACUAAUGAGCAGGCUCAAGAGGAACCCAUGAAGACCGACGAUGCAACAGAUACAACAGCUACAGCUGAGGAUGUACAACCAAACCCAAAAGCUAACUUAUCUGAGAAGCGGAAGGCUCUCUUUGAGCCUCUCGAGCCGAUCAACGGCAAGCGCAGUGCUGAAAUGCUGCUUCCACCACCGGACUUUGAGCCCGCAUCAUAUCCAAAGGGAUGGCUGGUGGGCAAGAAACGCAAGCUCGUUAAUGUAGAUGUUGUGGAGAGCAUGAGGAGGAUUGCAAUCCAAGAAAUGAACAGAAAGGACCGUGAGAUCAAUGGACUGAACGAGCAGUUAGAGGAAGACUCCCGUGUGCUGGAGCUUCUACAGAAGCAGCUUGCCGAUGAGCGCAAGAAGCGGGCAGAGACUGAGAAGGAAAAUUCUAUGCUUCAUGAGCAGGUGACCAUGCUGAUGAACAUGCUGGACGAAAAUGAGGGUUUUGAUGAGGACGGAGGAGCUCCGCCGCCCGAUUCCUUUGAUUAA